AGUCACUGCACUGAAGAAGCUCCAAGUAGCUUGUGGUGGCGUUUGGAUCACUCAGAAGUUUUAUCCUGGAAGAAGCUGACUGAGCCAGGUGUUUCUGAGAUCAAUUCAGGUGAAAGAAACCAGCUAAAAGUACCCAACCACCAAAUUAUUAUCUGAGAGGAGUCACUGUUCCACCUUUCCUAGCAAGAUGAACCACAAACACCAUCAUGGAAUGCACCAUGUGGAAGAAAAUACCACUAUGAUGCCCCACCAUCAUUCAUCUACAGACUCUCAUGCUCAUGGUGGGGGAGGAGGAGGACACAUGAUGAUGCCUAUGACCUUCUAUUUUGGAUAUAAGAAUGUAGAAGUGCUGUUUUCUGGAUUAGUGAUCAAUACACCUAGGGAAAUGGCUGGGGCAUUUGUGGCUAUCUUGUUAGCCAUGUUCUAUGAAGGCCUCAAGAUAGCCCGGGAGAGCUUGCUUCGUAAGUCCCAGGUCAGCAUUCGUUACAACUCCAUGCCAGUCCCAGGACCAAGUGGAACCAUCCUUAUGGAAACACACAAAACUGUUGGGCAACAGAUGCUGAGUUUACCUCACCUUCUGCAGACAGUGCUACAUGUCAUCCAGGUGGUCGUCAGCUACUUCCUUAUGCUUAUCUUUAUGACCUACAGUGCAUACCUCUGCAUCGCAGUAGCAGCAGGAGCUGGAACUGGCUACUUUCUCUUCAGCUGGAAGAAGGCAGUAGUAGUGGACAUAACAGAGCACUGCCAUUAAUGCCAGACUUUAGAAUGUGGCCUUAUUCACCACAAUGGGAAGCAGCUGGAGACUGGGAGCCAAUUUUUAAGUCCUCCCUUUGUCCCUCCAUGACCCCCUGCCUCCCAACACUUGCAGAUCAAGGAGGUUUACCUACUAACCUCCAAGCUGGAUGGUGCCCUCCCCAAAAUGUUGAUUUCUGCUAUUAGGCUGAGAUCCUCAGUUCUC
Messenger RNA from Dromiciops gliroides (monito del monte), 958 nucleotides. Its product is annotated as high affinity copper uptake protein 1-like. The record is from RefSeq and is a predicted model, not a curated record. Gene Ontology annotation, biological process: copper ion transmembrane transport. Lineage: Eukaryota; Metazoa; Chordata; Mammalia; Microbiotheria; Microbiotheriidae. Gene Ontology annotation, molecular function: copper ion transmembrane transporter activity. Gene Ontology annotation, cellular component: membrane.